Drosophila suzukii is the source of this 1461-nucleotide messenger RNA. RefSeq names its product proton-coupled amino acid transporter-like protein CG1139. Gene Ontology annotation, biological process: amino acid transmembrane transport. Lineage: Eukaryota; Metazoa; Arthropoda; Insecta; Diptera; Drosophilidae. Gene Ontology annotation, molecular function: L-amino acid transmembrane transporter activity. The record is from RefSeq and is a predicted model, not a curated record.
GCUGACUUCCCCGCUGAAAAAUAAUAAUUCCCUUUCGAGUGAUUCAAUUUUCCUGAAAUGGAGCGAAAGCAGAGGAAGUUGCCCAGCCACCGACGCUUAGACCAGGAGCUGUCCUUCCACCAAAGACUCCUGGGCGGUGUGCAAAAGAGUUUCGGAUCCCCGUUGGCCUAUGAAGCUGUUUCGCCUUUGGCAAAGGACAAUAGAUUGUCAGACUUGGAGACCUUCAUAAACGUCCUGAAGUGUGGAUUUGGAACUGGUUGCUUGGCCAUGCCAAAGGCUUUUCUGUAUUCGGGUUGGCUAAUUGGUCUUAUAAGCACUUUCGCUCUGACCUCCUUUGUGCUCUAUGCGAUGCAUACUCUGCUCCAGCAUAUAAACGCGUUGGGAAAUCAAUAUCAAAUUCCCAUGCUCAGUUAUCGAAAAACAGUGGAACUGGCUAUCAGCAUUGGUCAUCCCAAGAUUCGUUUUCUGAGCAAGCCCUUUGGAUACUUAGUGGAUGUUCUGAUGUGUGCCUAUCACUUUGGAGUGGACUGUGUCUACGUGGUCUUCAUAGCAAAAAGCCUGAAGCAUUUGGGUGAUAUACACUUCUGGCCCUUAGAUGAGAGGCUCUACAUGGCUUUUAUUGCCUUGCCAUUGAUCUUAACGUUUUUAAUACGCGAUCUAAAAAGUCUUGUGCCAUUUGCCUUAACAUCCAACAUCCUCCUGUUUCUAGGCUUUCUUCUAAUAUUGAGUUUCCUGCUCCGGGGUCUUCCCAAGUUUGAACAUCUUCAUGCCAUUCAGCCAUUGGGGAACUUUCCACUGUUUUUUGGCACGGUACUGUUUGCCAUUGAAUCCGUUGGAGUGAUCUUAGCCCUUGGCCGCAAUAUGCGAACGCCGGAGGAUUUUCUGGGACCCUGUGGGGUUCUAAAUCAAGCUAUGAUCGUGGUGAUUACCUUUUAUGCGAUCUUUGGUUUUUUUGGAUACUGGCGGUAUGGUCAAGAUACGGCCAGCUCUAUUCUGGGGAAUCUGCCUGAAAAGGAAUUUCUCCCCCAGUUGGUAACUGCAAUGUUCGCCGUGGCAAUUUUCUUCAGCUAUGCCCUGCAGGGUUACGUAACUGUGGAUAUUAUCUGGCGGAAUUAUUUGGAACCAGAGUUGGAAGACGGUUCUACCAGUGCGGUAGAGUUCUUGGUGCGCAUCGCCUUGGUAAUCGCCUCGGUCCUGGUGGCCAUUCAGUACCCGGACUUUGGACUGCUGCUCUCCUUUGUGGGAUCCUUUUGUUUGGCACAAUUGGGUCUAAUUCUGCCGGGAAUCGUGGAUCUAUGCAUUCGCUAUGAGGAGGGCUACGGACCUGGAAGAAUCUUUUUUUUCCGAUCAAUGCUGUUUAUCAUAAUGGGUCUAGCCGGUGGAAUGACCGGCACAGUGGUUACCCUGCGCACCCUCCAUGCUCGUUAUCCCGUCAUCAAGAGAUUUUAGUUCGAAAUGUGA